AGUCCCACUUUUCCCCCCAUUACAACACCCCCGCAUGCGAUUAAGUUUAAUAAAGUUAGUUCAAAAUAAAACUACUACAAAAUGCAGAGACGGCAUACAACCACGAGAGGGCAAAUCUUUAUAUCUCUUUGCUGUGUUGUGUACUUGGGAUUGUUUGGUAUAUCUGGUGCACAUUAAUUCAACACAUUCAAACUAAUAGCCAUCGGCACAUCUUUCUUGAGCACGCACUUUCUGAGCAUUGAUUCGUCUCAAUACAAAGUGUCACAUCUAUCUCAGGAUCUUCGACUACGGUGUUAAUGUCGUAAGAAUAUAGGUCACACUGGGUUUGUUUUGGUGGUUUGUUUACACAGCACCUAAGCUGAUAGUUAUCUCUGGACUCGCCGUGAGGAGCACGCACGCCGUACUGUCGGGUUUUGAUGACGCCAUCACUGGGACUUUCCGGAUACGUCACUCGGGGCUUCCGAGUUAUUAAGCUAGCUCUCCCUCUGUGUUCAUGUCGUUAGACUCUCUAAACGUCGCCUCGUCGCUCUGAGUACACACCAAAAGAGACAAUGAAAACGCCAGCGGCUCCUCACAGCACCAAAAGGUUUGAAUUUUGAGACACUGUUGUCAGAAACGACGGUCAGACCGAGAGGCGGAAUGUCAACAACGCGGCCCCUCCUCGGAAUGAGACGAGUCACCGAGCUAACGUGUCCGGAGCUGCCGACCAGCAGGCUCCCUGCGUCAGCCGGGAGGCAGCAGCCAGAGACCCCCACUGUGGACGAGUUUACAGUGCUAGAGGACAAAGAAGAGGAGCUGAAAUGUGCCAAACCUCGAGUGGAGCAGGUUUUUAAAGUGACGUUCACAAUAAUUGGACUGUUGGACUACACGGGACAGCCGCACUGUGGCAAAACAUCACGGCAGAUCUGGCUGCAGCUCAGGGGGAACAGAGAGGACGUGUCGAAGGCUAAGGAAUAUGUCCGAGGACUCUGUGACCCAGAACUGCAGAAAGAUGAGCGGUACCCGGUGGACAUGCAUUGCAUUUUUGCUGGUGCCCGAGGCCUCUUCCUCGACAGGCUCAUACGGGACACAAGUGCUGAGGUUUUGGUGGCUGAGCCAGGCCGCCUGCGGUUGCUGGGCCGGGCCGAACCUGUAGUUAUGGCCCAGAGCAGAGUUCAGCAAUUUGUAGCACUAUUCCAGGAGAAGCGGAGUCUACCGAGCGACAGAGAGCCGGCAGUGAAACGAUCAUUCAAGUCCUUUGUGGAGGAAAGAGAUGAUAAGUACACUAUGGAGCUUCUCCUGCUGCCCAGUGCACUGAAAGAAGAGUUACUGGGACUGGCUCAUAGCCCCACUACCACCAACACAUCCUCCAUGGCUCAAAUGAACAAGACACUUCAUCCCAGUAUGGCAGAGGUUGAUCAGGAUCGCUCAAAGAGCAGCACCCCUGUGACGGAGCUCUCCAUCCGCAUCCUGGACACCAGCUUCGAGGACAGAGGAGCCGAAGCGGCAUCCUUGGGUGGAGGAGGAAAAGCAGGUGGAGCAGUAGGAUCAGGCUCUGAAGCCAUCUUACUAAACGGCACUCGACCCUCACACAAGCGGCGCUCUUCUGAGAGCGAGACUCGGGACACAAAGAGACAGUACUCUCUGGAGCGGAGGGACGAGUCGCCUGAGAGGGCGAGAGAGAGGGAGCGGCAAAGGGAUAGAGAUGGACGGGGGAGCAGCAGCAGCUGUAGAUCCAAAACCCCCUCUGCUUCUUCAUCGGUCUCCUCUUCAGCAAAAGGAAACACAGUCGGCCCGAUCGUGCUGGACUCCAGUGAAGGAGUCUCAGAUGACGGAGAGGCAGUCAGUCCUGAAACUAACCUCCGCUGCUUGGUCAAUUUCUUCAGAACCAUGGGUUACCAGCAGGAAGUGGUGGAGCGUGUUGUCAAGGAGACGGGACAGACUGAGGAUACCUUCCUCGUUCUGGAAAAAAUAGUUGAAGAAACAAAGCGCUGUGAAGAGAUGUCAAAAGGAGGGGAGAAAGAGAGACGACUGAACUCUGUGCGUUCUUCAGACACUCCCUCGUCCACCUCUUCGUCCACCUCUUCGUCCUCGUCCUCUUCUACUGUCGCCCAAUGCAAGGAGACUAGAACACAUAAGAGGAGCUCAAGUGCUCAAGGAUGCAUGGGAAACUAUGAGGUUAUUACCAUCGACGAUGACAUCAUCACCACAAGCGCCAAAACAACAGACAGUCGGGCUUCCCGGGUGAUGACGGUGCCACAUCUUGACAUCCAGUCAGGAUCCAGAACUGAGUACUUGGCAAGGGGAGGGGGCAGCGUCUCACAGAGAGACUUCCUAGCGAGGGGUGGGACUCAGACGUUGGGAGGAUCUGUGAAGGUUGAGAGUGUGACAGCACUGCGCAGCACACCUCAGUGGCUAACUGCUACCACCACCUCUUUGGCUUCAACCCCCAGUGCAGCUCAGCCUAUCAGCAGGCCCUCUGCCUCCCCAUAUCAAACCAUCAGCCACAUGGGGUUUCACGGGGUUGGAGCGAGGACUCCUCCUGCAAAUGACCCCCCCGCACCCCCAGUGACUGGUUUGGCUCGUUUCCAUCAGUCACUGAGGACUCCCUACUCUCUGAAGCUGCCCAAUGAGCCGGGACAUCCAGCACUCAGACACAUCAUCAUAGACGGCAGCAACGUGGCUAUGGCUCACGGUCUGCAUCGGUUCUUCUCCUGUCGAGGGAUUGCACUGGCUGUAGAGACAUUUUGGAGGCGGGGUCACAGGGAGAUCACGGUAUUUGUUCCACAGUGGCGUCAGAAGAGAGACCGGUUCACAACAGAGCAACAUUUUUUAAACCAGCUAGAGGACCUGAGACUGCUCUCCUUUACUCCGUCCAGAGAAGUCUGUGGCCAGAGGAUAUCCUCACAUGACGACAGGUUUCUGCUCCACCUUGCAGAGAAAACAGACGGGAUCAUUGUAACCAAUGACAACCUGAGGGACUUUGUUGACACAUCGGACACCUGGCGCAGGAUCAUUCAAGAGAGGUUGCUUCAGUUUACAUUUGUGGAGGAUCACUUCAUGAUCCCAGACGACCCUCUGGGGAAGAACGGACCUCAUCUAGACAUCUUCCUGCGUAAAGACAACAGGAGAGCUCCCAUCACUCCUCCCCCUCUGAGACCUCCAGACCUGCGUCCAUCCUCCCAGCAUCAGCCAGUUUACGUACAGGCAGUCCACUCUGCUCCUCGGAUCCCAGCCUCCACACCCAGACCCCCUCCCUCACUUACGCCCCACCCCACCACACACUGGCCCCACUCUGGUCCACCAGAAUGGCAUCCGCCACGUCGCUCCCCUUCCCCCUCGCCUUCCCCUCCUCCACAGCGCUCACCAGGAGAGACAUCGGAGCUGAAGAGAAAGCUGUACGACAUCUUCCCCGAUCAGAAGCAACGGAUCGACCGGAUCCUCAGUGACAACCCGUACAUGAGAGACCUGAACGCCCUGUCAGGACUGCUGCUGGGAUAAAUGACAGCAGACUCACACAGUAUAUAAAAACACACAUGCAGGAAUAUAUGUACAUGUGCCAGCAUAAGAGUAAUUUAUUUUACCAUUUUGUCCAGCCUGGAGGACGGGGAAAUGUCCUUUGAUGUAAUUUUACAUGAAGACUGGUCGUCAAACUAGCUGCUAUGGGCAAAAAGUAUUUUUGAAAGAGUUUUUUUUUUUGCUCCCCCCCCAUUGUGUUUUUCAACUGAUCAAAGUUAACAACACUGGUGUCACCAAAGCAGAAUAUAAACAACACUUCAUAUUUGUCAAACAGCAAUGUUUAUAGUAAUCACAUGGUCAUAAACCUUUACAGUGCAGAGGUCCCUCGAGCACGGGACCAGCAAUGGAAGAAAAAGUAUCGGACCAACGACAGCGAACUGCUUACAGGACGGAUUUCUCCUCCAGAUUAACAACAUCUCACUGAAUAUACAAACUCUGAGCUUUUUCUGGACACGUUUUUGGACAAUGAAAUCUCUGCAUGCUUCUUAUUUUCCAACAUAGUAGCUAGUAUACACUUGUUAUCUUCAGGAACAGAGAGAAGUGACAGUCAGGUUGUAGCAGGUCACUGAACUCCUGUCAGGGCAGUUUCAGCAGUUUGGAGUCACACAGCAGCAACAUGCGGAGCUGAGGGUCAAAGUACUACAGAUUCAACUCUUUCACUCCUUUAGCAUCAUAAAACCACUUUUGGUGAAUCUUUAAUUUGAACUUAUAUUUGAAAACUCAUGAUUUAAAGUGCAGAUGUGCAGACUAAAUUAAAGGAGACGUGUAAGGCCAGUAUUUUGAGGUUGUAGAGACGGGCAGUGAUGAAAAUUUUCUCAUCGUUUCAGUUAAAUCUCUUUAAUUGUAUAUAUGCUAACUGAAUUAAUCUCACUUAGCUUUCCAUUUACUUUUGUUACAGCAUCACUGCUCCUCGCCCCCUCAAAAUGAUACCUGUACUUUUUUUUUUUUUUUAAACACACCAUUAUUCAUUCUCAGGCAUUACUUAGCAUUUGAAUUGCUUUAGCAUACAUCUGCGUACGGCAGCCUGAUCUGAAACAUCUCUAAAUAUCUGUGGAAGAACUCUUCAACUGCUGAAACUGUGUUUGUUUUUCUGGUCCGUGCGUGAGGAGAGAAUAUCUUAUUUAUCCGCUCCCAGCAUCAGUCCAGCAGUUCUGCUUAAAAAACACAGAACAGGGGGAUACAGUCAUGGUUCCACAUCAGCGUUUUGUUCUGAGAUGAGUUGUUAGUUAUCAGUCUCAGUCUUAAGACAAUCUGCAGUUCAUCUGUCUUUUUUUACACACAAACACUACAAUACUUUAAAUGAUCUUUUGCUUACAGAGUUCAAAUACAGUCAUUUAUAAUAACACGCCAUGUUUACUCAACAGAAAGAAAAAAAAAUGCAGUUUUCCUAAAGUUCCAUUUGUAAUUAUUGUAAAAUAGAUAAUUUAAAUGCACUGAAGGUGAGAAAUGGCUUCGUGGAUAAAACAAGGUUUCAUGAAUGAAUCUUCAGAAAAGCUUCCUGUGUUUUUUUUACCCUCAUACACCCAGAGAAUGUGGGCCGAAGCUUGCAUAUUUGAUGUGCAUCUGAGUUUUGUAAGAUACAAACACUUGAUUUCCUUGUAAUAAACAAACAUCUGCACAAAAUUUA
This is a messenger RNA of Notolabrus celidotus (New Zealand spotty), 5125 nucleotides long. It is a transcript of the gene n4bp1, whose product is annotated as nedd4 binding protein 1. The transcript is spliced from 12 exons. The record is from RefSeq and is a predicted model, not a curated record. The coding region runs from base 640 to 3480 and encodes 946 amino acids. NCBI's taxonomy places the organism in Eukaryota, Metazoa, Chordata, Actinopteri, Labriformes, Labridae. Gene Ontology annotation, biological process: negative regulation of protein ubiquitination; negative regulation of proteasomal ubiquitin-dependent protein catabolic process. Gene Ontology annotation, cellular component: PML body; nucleus.